Molecule: messenger RNA, 661 nt
Organism: Trichogramma pretiosum
Lineage: Eukaryota; Metazoa; Arthropoda; Insecta; Hymenoptera; Trichogrammatidae
Product: U6 snRNA-associated Sm-like protein LSm8
Exons: 4
Coding region: 104-394 (96 amino acids)
Biological process (GO): mRNA splicing, via spliceosome
Cellular component (GO): U6 snRNP; U4/U6 x U5 tri-snRNP complex; precatalytic spliceosome
Molecular function (GO): RNA binding
Source: RefSeq, a predicted model, not a curated record
CAAAUGAUAUGUUUACAAUUCAUAUCGAUAAAUUAACCUAGAAUUCCGCUUAUUUGCAAUUCGAGCUGUGGUGAAUUAUUGACAUUUUAAAAGUGUUCUUACCAUGGCAUCAGGCUUGGAGAGUUUUGUGAAUCAUACCGUCUCUAUCAUUACGUCCGAUGGUCGAAAUUUUAUCGGUACUUUGAAAGGUUUUGAUCAAACUAUCAACUUAAUUUUGGAUGAAUCUCACGAAAGAGUCUACAGCACUAAUCGUGGAGUUGAACAAGUAGUUUUAGGUCUUCAUAUCAUUAGAGGAGACAAUGUAGCCAUAGUUGGGGAAGUAGACGAUGAAAUGGAUGCUCGUAUGGAUUUGUCUGUCAUAAGAGCUGAACCUUUGAGCGCUGUAGCUCAUUAAUAAUUGCUGUUUGUUUUUCUUAGCAUUUGUGUGCUCAAGAAGCUUCCCAUUGCAGUAAUUUUGUAAAUAGUUAUAAUCGUAAGUGCUGAAAUGAAAAUUAAUUGUUAUACAUAAAAAGUAAUUCAUAAAUAAUUAUGAAGGAAAUAUUUUAAAAUUCAACUUCCCCCUAUCCUUACAAUUAACAAGGUUAUUAAUAGUUACCCUGUUAGAUUAAUAGAAUAAAUUCUAAGAUUAGAAUUUUAGUGAGAAUAAAAAACGCUUCUUUAA